This is a messenger RNA of Anguilla rostrata (American eel), 1660 nucleotides long. Its product is annotated as lymphocyte cytosolic protein 2. Gene Ontology annotation, biological process: cell surface receptor protein tyrosine kinase signaling pathway; intracellular signal transduction. Lineage: Eukaryota; Metazoa; Chordata; Actinopteri; Anguilliformes; Anguillidae. The record is from RefSeq and is a predicted model, not a curated record. The transcript is spliced from 20 exons. Bases 177 to 1433 code for a protein of 418 amino acids.
CUCUUUCUGUUCUUCUCUCGCUGUCCUUCAAAGAGAGAAACUUCCUCCGCAGGGGGCCGUGGAGACGUGGGCUGACAAUAAGGCUUUGUCACCCGAGGCACCACUUCUCUGAAAUCUGAAGGGAACGAGGAAAGCCACUCUACUGCCAGCCACAGGUCUAAGCUCCCGCUCCGGGGAUGGAGAGACUCAGGGUGUGCGCGGAGAUUCUGCGCUCCAAAGAGGUGCCAGUCCCCAGAAGCCGAUUGGUGGAGGAUGUGAGAUCAGCUGAAGUUGAUCCAGCUCUCCAAAGCAGGAACUUUUCUUUUAUCAGAAACAGAGGGUCUGCUGUUUCUUCCUUUCCGGAAGCUUCGUUUCAGAUCACAGGAGCAAAAAGAGAGAACUAUGCUCUUCCUCCAGUAAUGGAGCAGCGCCUGAGGGGCAGAAAGAUGGAACACAGACCCUGUCACCAUGAUGACAUGGAAGAGGACGACUACCACGGUGUGGAUGACCAGGAGGAGACCCACCCCGUCCGAAUCCUGCCACCAAAGCCAUUGAUGUCUGAUGCAGCCUAUGCUGACAGGCUCAUUUGUAGGUCCUCACUUCCAGAGUUGCCUGCUUCCCCUUUGAAUAUGAGCCAAAACAUCCCUCCCAGACUCCCAAAAAGAAACAUCCAAGGACCAUCAGUGGACAGGAGCCUGAAGCCAGGAAAAAAACAGAACUCUCAGACCAGUGGUGAGACAAAACAUCUGGGGGACACUGGGAUUCAGGACAUACAACCCCCAAGACUCCCUAAACGAGUCGUCAAGGAGCUGAGGGCUCCAUCUCCUGUCUCAGUAUCCCCCAAAGCCAGGAGGGCCACACACGCUGACAGACGCCCAAAAACAGAGACUGGGCACCAUCAAACUGUAAUGAGUAGAAGUCCUGUGAACGCAGGCAUGAGAAGAGAAGCACGACCAAUGCAAACCACUUUCUCUCAAGAUCUUGAAUUCUGCAGGGAGUCAUGGUCAGCAGGAAGCAAAUUGCCUGCGGCAGGCACGCCGAGUGUGAUGGCGAGUCGGCACCACGAAUGGCCGCCGACCAGGGGAGACAUGAAAACAUACGGACAUCACGCCAAACCCAGGCCCGCCCAGACAUCCAGUGAUCAGAGCUGGUACAUUGGCGCAUGUGAGAGAGCAAACGCUGAGCAUGCAUUGCACCUAAUGAACACGGAUGGGGCAUUUUUAGUGCGAGAUCACUCCAAGAGCUCUGCGGAGGAACCCUUUGUUCUAUCACUGCUUUCUCAGAGGAGAGUUUUCAACAUCAAAAUUCGUUUUAUAAAGAGCGCUCGCAAGUACGCCCUUGGAACUGGAUUACGGACAAAUGAUCUGACAGUGGUAGACAACUCUGUAGAAUAUGAACUCUACCAAACAUCUACUGUUAGAAGAAUAAUUAUAUUUACAUGUUUGAUUCUGUAGAUGCAAUCAUCAAGUUCCACAUGAUAUUUCCAAUUGUCCUGAUCGAUGGAAAGGACCAGUCAUUGCAAAGGAAAUGCACACUCACGUGCCCGCUCACGAAGGAUGAAGUUGAUAAAAUAUUAGGUCAGUGACAUGAGAGAAAUGUAUGCAGCUUACAAUUUGCUUAAUUCAAACAGAGCUUAUAAAUCAUGUGCUAUUUAUGUUGGUUAAUAAAUGUAUCAAAUGUG